AUGAUUUCUGAAACUAAAUUAAAUAAGAAUCAUAAAAGAAUAACCUUCCAGCAUCACAACUUCGUACGAACAGAUAGAAGAGCACCUAAAAGAGGAGGUGGAACAGCCAUUUUAAUUCACAAAAGGCUGCACUACGAACUUAUUUCAUUCCCAAACUCACAUAAGAAUAACACAAUCGAAUACACAGCAAUCAAAAUUAAAACUAAUAAAGCAGUUUUGCUGGUCCUCAGUAUUUAUGCAGCGCAAAAGACCACGGACACUUUCAUCGAGGAUCUCGAUAAGUUGUUCGACGAUCUCAACCUAAAUAGCAACAACAUCUUCUUCAUUAUUGCUGGGGAUUUAAACGCUCGCCACACUGCAUGGGGAGACACGAGGAUGAACACCAGAGGUGCUGCGUUCUAUAAUUGGACCAGGAAUAGCAACUAUGCUCUUAAGGUCGCACAUUAUAGCUCAAUGUUCCCAACUUUCCCCAAGGCCAGUUCAUACUUAGAUCAUUGUAUUUGUGACAGCAGGCUAAGUCUCGUCGGAUUAAUCAACAAUAAACUUGACACUAUUCCUUAUGACAGCGACCACAAUGGCAUUAUCUUCUCCAUAGAUACACAUUCAAUUUUCCAGGGCAUCAUACGCCCCCCGCCUCCACCGAUCAGAUUUAAUUACAGAUGUACUAAAUGGGAUGACUUUACUGACCAUCUAUUAUCAGCUAGAAAUAGCAGCGACCAGAUUCCAGCUGACAGAAACCUAUCAAUUGAGGAAAUAGACAAUCACAUCGUAAGAUUGGAAAAAAUGAUAUCAGAUUCGAUUGAGGCAACAGUACCUAAAAUCAAUACUAAUAAAUACAACCCAUAUGUCAAAUACGUCAAUAAUAGAGUCAAGAAACUGCAUUCAAUAAAAUCUCAGUUAUUAACCAGCAUGUUCAAAGUAGUAAAGGCAGGGGCUGGUAAAGUUUUAAUUCAAGAAUACAAGUCUGCAAUCAAACAUACCAAUAAGUUACUCCAGAGUGAAUUCAAUAAGUCCGUAACAGCAUACUGGGCAGCUAGAGUGAAAAGUAUCAACUACAGAGACUCUAAUUCCUUUUUCCCAACCAUCAACUCGACGCUAAGAUCAAAGUCUUCACUCUCAAUUGAGGCUUUAAAAGUGGACAUCAACUCAACACUUAUUGCGGAUCUGGAUCUAGCAGGAGCACAGGCUCCAGUAGUUAAUAACAUGUUACACAUCUCUAACCCCACCAACAUCCUGGAUGUCAUUGGGAAGCAUUUUGAAAAUAUAAAUUCCCCCAGAUUCACAGAUGAGAACCAGCAUGUAAGAGAUCGAGUGACUCAGGCAUUAGUGGACAUCAAAUAUAAACGAAGGCUUAACAGAUCUCAAGGAAUUACAAUAACCAAUUUCUCAAUAGAUAACCUAGCUCAUACACCAACGGCUGAAAAUGACUCUCCUAAUAUAUUCCACAAACAUGAAGAAGUAGGCGCUAUUAUAAAGUACUCAAAGAAUAAGUUAUCCUCAGGAUUAGAUGGUAUCCCUAUGAUUGUCAUUAGAAAAUUACCUACGGAGCUAGUCAUGGACUACACAACACUAUUCAACAAUGCAUUGAACCACUCAUACUAUCCCAGACGAUGGAAGCAGGCGAGAGUUAUUCCAAUCCUGAAAAAGGGCAAGGACCCCACUGAUCCAACCAGCUAUAGACCAAUAAGUUUAACCUCUAACAUCAGCAAGCUUUUUGAGAAACUAAUCAAAGAACAUCUUAUUAGACAUAUUGAGGAGCAUAAAAUAAUUCCGGACAAUCAAUUCGGCUUCAGAGCAGCCCACUCCACAAUGCACGCAAUAACUAAGUUCUCAUCGGACAUUAACAAAGCUGUGUUAAAUAAUAAGCUGGUAGGGGCAGUUCUCAUCGACCUGGAAAAGGCUUUUGAUUCCAUGAUGAUAGAUUUAUCAGUGAUAUUAGGAGGAGAGCCAGAUGGAGAGCAAACCAGCAACAAGCCAACAGACCCAGAGCUGGGCAUCGCAGAAGAAGACAUUGAGCCCAAUGUUGAACAUUUCUCUGUACAUAUGUAUAUAUUUCUUAGUCUUAGAAUAGGUUUAAGUAGUUGUAGAAUAGCAGCAGCAGCAAUACUUAUUCAAAGAGGAGCUCUUGUCGGAGAAAAUUUAUCUUUAUUGUUGGUUAAAUCUGCUGUACAAAAUAAUCCCAUUUUAAUCAAGAUGCGCAUUGAAUAUGGGAUGCAAUAUAAGCCAUAA
This is a messenger RNA of Chelonus insularis, 2229 nucleotides long. RefSeq lists its product as uncharacterized. The record is from RefSeq and is a predicted model, not a curated record. Lineage: Eukaryota; Metazoa; Arthropoda; Insecta; Hymenoptera; Braconidae. The transcript has 3 exons. The coding region runs from base 1 to 2229 and encodes 742 amino acids. Gene Ontology annotation, molecular function: catalytic activity.